AUGAGCAAUGAAAUCGCUCAGACUGCCGGGGUUGGCUUAUGCCUUGGCAUUUUGCCUCGUAGUCACCACUGUGGCAGCCACCGACCCAACUUACAAGUAUGCAUCCCCUCCACCACCAAUGCACCCAUACCACCCACCAAGCCCUACAAGUCACCACCAGGUCUUAAGCAUUCCCCUCCACCACCUUAUCAAUACAAGUCACCACCUCCUCCCAUAAAAUAUCCACCUCCACAAUAUCACCACAAGUCCCCACCUCCUCCAUACGCAUACAAGCCACUACCACCAAAACACACAUCUCCUCCACCACCUCCAUAUGUAUACAAAUCUCCGCCACCACCUGUUCACUCACCACUUCCUCCUUAUGUAUACAAAUCCCCACCGCCACCUCCUUAUACAUACAAGUCCCAGCCACCACCCCCUUAUCUAUACAAGUCCCCACCUCCUCCUCCUUAUGUCUAUGAGUCCCCACCACCACCAGUACAUUCACCACCUCCUCCUUAUCUAUACAAGUCCCCCCCACCACCUCCUUACCUAUACAAGUCCCCUCCACCACCAGUCCACUCUCCUCCUCCUCCUUAUGUCUACAAGUCCCCACCACCUCCAAAACACACACCGCCACCUCCUUAUGUAUACAAGUCCCCACCCCCACCACCACCAGUCCAUUCUCUCCUCCCUCCUCCUUCUUAUGUUUACACAUCCCCACCACCUCCAAAACACUCACCCCCACCUCUUAUGUAUACAAGUCCCCAACCACCAACACAUUCACCACUCCUCUUACUUUACAAGUCCCAUCCACCACCAGUCCACUCUCCUCUUCCUCCUUAUGUCUACAAGUCCCCACCACCUCCUUAUGUAUACAAGUCUCCACCACCACCAGUACAUUCACCACCUCCUCCUUACAUAUACAAGUCUCCUUCACCACCUGUCCAUUCACCACCUUCUCCUUAUGUUUACAGAACUCCACCUCCACCAUCACAUCCUAAGCCUCAUCCCUCUCAUCCCCCUCAUCCUAAACCCCAUCCCCCGCAUCCUAAGACUCCUUCAGCGCCACACUCAAAGUAUCUUUACAAGUCACCACCACCUCCAAAGGCUUAUUAA
Molecule: messenger RNA, 1098 nt
Organism: Theobroma umbraticum
Lineage: Eukaryota; Viridiplantae; Streptophyta; Magnoliopsida; Malvales; Malvaceae
Source: RefSeq, a predicted model, not a curated record